Molecule: messenger RNA, 2552 nt
Organism: Anopheles funestus (African malaria mosquito)
Lineage: Eukaryota; Metazoa; Arthropoda; Insecta; Diptera; Culicidae
Product: sterol O-acyltransferase 2-like
Exons: 4
Coding region: 561-2366 (601 amino acids)
Biological process (GO): cholesterol metabolic process
Cellular component (GO): endoplasmic reticulum membrane
Source: RefSeq, a predicted model, not a curated record
CAUGACGGUAUAAAAGCAGGAUACAAUUUUGCAACGAAUGAUACUCCUCAUCUAGAGCUUGUUAGCUAACUAUCGUAGUAGCGUCGUGCAAAAAUAAUAUUUUAAUACCUAAAAAUUUGUUUCAGUGCUGAAUGUGGCCAGCUAGAUAGCAUCUAAUUGCUGCCGUGUUAGGGUCGCAAAGAAAGGCGUGUCGAGCGAACUGUUGGUGAAUCAAGUGAAGUAAUGCUGCAAUCGUUUGUGCGCUGUAUGACGAUAUUUUUGCCAAUUGUUUCACGGUGACUAAACUACGCUUACCGAAAGUGUUUCCGGCCUGAAAGGCGUGCGAUCGCCGGUACGAAAGAUCCGUCACCUAUAACGAGUGCCCACCAUUACUUUAGACCGGUUCCUUAACGACCGGCGUGCUGAUAUACGAUCGCGACACGUUGUCUAGCAGAAGGUUUCGAAUGGAAUGAUUCUAGUGAUAUAUUGAUUUUCGUUUUUUUUCUCUCUGUGAGAAUCCGCGUGCUGUGUUGUUUGGUGUACAUUUGUGUCCAAAGAAGGAAAGUUAAGAGGAACGAUGAAUGAUGCUGGUAGUGAAAAUGAAAGUUCUAGCAAUGCGUGUUAUAAUGAUCGCGAACCCGGAACUACCGUACAGAAUGCAAUCAAUAGUCAUGGUAAGCUUAUGUUUCGGGAUAAUAGUGUAUCAAUACAAGCCACUCAAGUGUAACAAAAAUGUAAGUGGUAAUUUUUUUUCCAAUGUUCUUGCAGUUCAAAGAGAGUACCACGUGGAAGUAGUAAAAGAUAUGGCCAUAGAGAAGAUGAAACAGAAAAUGCAUGAGAUUGUUGACCGAAUGGGUAAAGAUGUGGAGAAAGAAUUGGAUUUCGCGAUGGAUGAUAUGUUCAGCGAAGUGAAACAAUUUAAUCUAAACAACUAUGAAAGAAAACAAUUGUACAAUGGAAAAUCAUCGAAUGGUACGGAUGCUCAACGGCAGAACUCAACAUUGAAUGGAAAAUUGCCCAAUAAGGUGUUUAGGGCUCGUAAUUCCCUGUUGACAGAUAUGCUGGAAAUAAGGCACAUCAAAACGAUUUAUCACAUUUUCAUCGUGAUGCUGAUAAUUCUUUUCCUCAACACCUUGGUGCACGAUUUUGUGGAUACGGGCAGUAUCAAUCUGGGAUUGCGACCGAUCAUAGCUGGGUUUGGAAAGUUCCAUAUAGCAGUAAUGUUGUGGUGUUGUAUGCAAACUUCCAAUUUCUUACUCUAUCCAUGCUUCCGAAUGUGGGCUGCAAAACGUAAUACCUCUAAUCCGGGAUCUGCUGGACAAAAAUGUUGGGACUGGACCGCAAUCGCACUGUUCAUCUUGUAUCAGUGGGGAUUUUUCCUUGCUGCAAUUGCAUCUCACGUGUGGUUUGACCUUCCACCAGCAACUGGUGUGGCUUACCUGAUGGAAAUGGUUCGCUUCAUGAUGAAAUCGCACGCCUUCGUCCGCAGUAGCGCACCGAAAGCAUUGACAAGCGAUAAAAACGAGACAGACUUUGAGUCGAUUCAAGCAGAUACUUCCUGUCGUCUACCAUCGUUUUCAAAGUAUGUCUACUUUAUGUUUGCACCCACCUUAGUAUAUCGAGAUGACUAUCCACGAACGAGAACGAUCCGCUGGCGCGUGGUAGCUCGUCAUGCGCUUGAGAUGGUGGGAGCCGUUUUCUUCCUUAGCUUCAUUCUGGAACGACUGCUGACACCAUUAUAUGAGAAUUUUGGCACCGCUCAGAUUAGCUCCGGCAGCUUCGUAAAGUCACUGUUCUGUAGCUUACUGCCCGGAACAUUGUUUUCGCUGUGUUUCUUCUAUUGCUCACUGCAUUCAUGUAUGAAUAUCGUGGCCGAACUGACACGGUUUGCUGAUCGGAUGUUCUAUCGCGACUGGUGGAAUGAGUCCACAUUUAACGAGUAUAUCCGCUCAUGGAACAUAGUGGUGUCCGAUUGGCUUUACACAUAUCUGUACAAGGAUUGCGUGGAAUACGUGUUCCGUAACUGUCGACUACUAUCUAUGGUGAUCGUGUUCACUGUUUCGGCAGCGUUCCAUGAGAUCAUACUGUCGUUCACAUUCCGUUUCUUCUAUCCGGUAAUGUUUGUGCAGUUCGAGUUCGUGGGUAUACUGCUGCUGAUAAUCACGCAGCGUAUGGGAAAGGAUACGGGAAAUUUUCUGCUAUGGUUGGCUCUUGCAAUAGGCAAUGGAUUGCAUCUGAGUUUGUACAGCAUGGAGUACUACGCGCGGCGAAACUGUCCGGAUGUUGGUAAAUCUCUCGUGGACUAUUUAGUACCCGUAUCAUGGUUUUGCAACGGCAUAUCGCAUAAUCCCAACUGGACCAUCACGGCACCGUGGAAUCUGCAGUGACGAUAUAGUACGAUGGACCAAAGACUGAAAUAGAUGUAAGGGUAUUAGUAUUAGUUCUUUGGUGUUAUGUUUAACGAGUAAUAAAAGAUUCUUAAUUCUUACGUUCUUUAUGUUUUAUUCAAUCGAAAACUCCAAUCGAGUGUCGUAAAAACACACUCGCAUAUAUUAUCACAAAUCGUCUGUUUU